AUGGCGUCUUCAGAGACAGCGACAGCCCCAUAUCACUGUUGUGUUCCUUGUUGUACAAAUGACUCUCGGUACGACAAGGAACGGCAUUUAUCCUUCCACAAGUUCCCAGUGGACUCAAGAAGGCGAAAACAAUGGAUCUUCAAAAUAAGAAGGGAUUUGGGACCAAAGUUUAGGAUAGCUGAUGCCACAAGAGUGUGCUCUGAGCAUUUUCAUCCCUCAGAAAUCAGAAAGACACUGACAGGGAAAAGGAUGCUGUCAACUACUGCGGUGCCAUCAUUAUUUGAUUGGACAAAAAGUACACCUACUAGACGUCCACCUCGAAAAUCUCUGAUGCGUGCCACUUGCUCUGAAGAACCAAUGGAUAUCAACGAUUCUGGUGUACAUCCUUCAAUUCUUCAAGGUGAAUCACAGCCUCUGGUACCUAUGAUAUCUAAAGACCAUGACUAUACUGUGGAACCAUCUUCACCCAACAGUAAAUUGGAAGCUGCCCAGAAAGAAAUUGAUGUUUUACAAUGUCAAGUAGAAGGACUGAAGGCUGAAAAAUUCGGUGUGCAAAGAUUUUCUUUAGAUGCAAAAUUGAUAAACUUUUACACAGGGUUUACAAACUAUAAAACAUUUGUCAGUAUUUUCACUGCAUUGCAACCUACAGCAACAACUAUGGUACGUUGGACACAGAUGCAAAGACAUUCUUCCAACAUAGACAAAAUUAAAACAACUCCGUUCAAAGAUGAUUGCAUGUCACUAAGCCUAAUAGAUCAGUUUUUUAUGUUUAUGUGUAGAGUUCGACAAGGAUUUCCCGAACAAGAUCUUGCUGUUAGGUUCAAUAUUUCCCAAGCAUCUGUCAGUAGAAUACUUAUUACAUGGGCCAAUUAUUUGUAUGCAAUGUUUGGAAGUUUAUGUAUUUGGCCCUCCCGCAGAAUUGUAGAUCAAAAUAUGCCUGCCUGCUUUAAAUGUACAUACCCAAAUACAAGAGUGAUCUUAGAUUGUACGGAAAUUAAAGUACAAACACCAAGCUCAAAGGUCUUAAAUUCAGAAACAUAUUCGAAUUAUAAGAAUCAUACAACAUUUAAAAGUCUUAUAGGUAUUACACCAUUCGGUAGUGUUUCAGUUGUAAGUUCUCUGUACACAGGUUGUAUAUCUGAUAAGGAUAUCAGUGCAAGGUCAGGGAUCAUUGAUCUGAUUGAAGAAAAUGAUCAGGUCAUGCUGGACAAAGGGUUUCUUAUUCAAGACUUGUUAGACACCAAACAUGCAACUGUAGUAAUUCCUCCAUUUCUCGGUCAUAAAGGGAAGUUUUCGCAAGAGGAGGUGGGCAAAACUCAUGAAAUUACCCGAUUACGGAUACAUGUAGAAAGAGCAAUUCGAUAG
Ostrea edulis (European flat oyster) is the source of this 1365-nucleotide messenger RNA. RefSeq lists its product as uncharacterized. The record is from RefSeq and is a predicted model, not a curated record. Bases 1 to 1365 code for a protein of 454 amino acids. Lineage: Eukaryota; Metazoa; Mollusca; Bivalvia; Ostreida; Ostreidae. The transcript has 3 exons.